Salpingoeca rosetta is the source of this 2121-nucleotide messenger RNA. RefSeq lists its product as uncharacterized. NCBI's taxonomy places the organism in Eukaryota, Choanoflagellata, Craspedida, Salpingoecidae. The record is from RefSeq and is a predicted model, not a curated record. Bases 1 to 2121 code for a protein of 706 amino acids. Gene Ontology annotation, cellular component: membrane. The transcript is spliced from 17 exons.
AUGUGGGAAAACUACACUGUGACCAUCGUCACUCUGCUGGCAUGGUUCUGUUCAGCGACCAUCGUCCUCAUUCUCCCCUUGGAUGUCUCGUCGACAUUCUAUUGGGACUGUUUGAGGAGAUGGUACUGCAGCGAGCCUGGUCACGGGAACACUUACGGCUGUGCAGCGGAUGAGAUCUUCUCCAACGACACCGCCGCCAUCGAGUGCCGGCAGAGCGAUAACUGCGACUGCGUCGUGCCGUGGAGUUACGUGUCUUCCACGGCACUGCCCAACUUCUGGCGGUUCAUCUACUGGACACUCCAGCUGCUCACAUGGUGUGUGAUUGUGUUGCCGUUGCUGCAGACGUACAUGACUGCGGGCGACUUUACCGUUGGGCAGCGGCUGAAGACGUCGCUUCGCGCCAAUGCCGUCGCCUACCUCUCCCUCGGCCUCAUCGUCCUCAUCCUCAUCAUCUACCUCUCCGUCAAGCAGCACAUGACCCUGUACGUGCGUGUCGGGCUGGAGCAGCUUGCGAUUGCGUCGUCCAACACGUGGGGCCUGCUGCUGGUGGUGAUCAUGCUCGGCUAUGGCAUUGUCGACGUCCCGCGUCUCUUCUGGCGCCGCUACAGUCUCGACUACUCCAUGCGCCUGUACCAGUUCCGUGUCGGCACCAUGUACCACGACCUCGCAGAUGCACAGGAGAAGUUGACGCAGGUGUACGACUCGGUCAAGGAGAUGACAGCUGCGUGCCCGCGCGAUGAGCACCUCUGGAAAUACGUCGAAAUUAUCCUGGCGCGGUGUCCCUUUGAUGCCAACGAGGCGGCUGAGCGGUUCAGCCGGCACGACGUUGCGCUCAUCACGCGACGGUCGCUGGCGCGUCUCCACGCCAAGGUCAAGCACGCCCAGCUCGUCGUCGGCAGAUACGAGGCCCUCUAUGCUGACCUGCUCGAGAAGGUGGGUCAUGGUCGCGCGCGCGUCGGUGUCUACGCAUACUUCUCACACACUUUCACACACACACACACACACACACACACACACACACACACGCACGCACGCACACACGCACACACGCACACACGCACGCACGCACACACUUUCUUACGCUCACACAUCCGGCGUGUGGUGUAUCUGUGCCUGGCAGUGCUGGCGACGGGGUGCUCGCUGGCUGUGGUGUGGUCCGAGGUGACGUUUUUCCAAUCCGAGCCAACCAUCAGCAUCUACGCCAUCCUCAUCUCGGCUAUUGGGCACAACGGGCAGUACUUUGACCUGGAGUUGAUUGCGUUCCUCACCCUCUUCUACCUCAGCUUCUGCACAUAUCGCGUAAUCUUCCGCAUGCGCAUCUUCAACUUUUACAACCUCGUGCCAAAGCAGCAGACGGACGCUGCAAGCCUGAUCUUUGCUGCGAUUCUGCUGUCGCGCCUGACAAUUCCGCUCUGCCUCAACUUCCUGAGCAUGGCGCACCUCGACAGCCACGUCACCGCCGGCAACAUUGCACAGCCGACAGCGUUUACGCAGGUGAUGGGGCAUGUUGACUUUUUUGGCUUCAUCAAGGACUUCAACACGUACUAUCCAAUCACCAUUCUCCUCGUCAGCCUGGCCACCAUCCUGCGGCUCGGCAGUCGCAUCCUUGGGUUCUGCGGCGUGCCCUCGCUCGUGGUUGAUGACGAAACAGCACAGGACGCGGUGUCUGAGGGAAAGAUGUUGAUACGGCGGGAGCGGCGGGCGCGCCAGCGCGGCGAAGCCCUUGGACACCAGUCGUUUGGGGUACAAAUACCGCGGGCGGUGAGCAGUCGCUUGGACGACGCUGAUGCCGGCGAUGACGACGAUGAUGACGGUGGCGGCGCAGAAGCGCUGACGAGUGUGACGACUUCGCGACCGAUGCGAUCAAUGCGGCGGUCUCGCAGCGCUGCUGGGCGGGGCGCGCCGUCGGGCGGGCGGCUGUCGCUGGUGAAUGGGGUGCGGCGGUGGUUUGGGUUUGACGGCGGCAGCGACGCUGCGGACACAGACGACCUCGAAGACCUCCUCGCCGAGGACAGGCUGGAUGCCGACAGCGGUGCGCGUGUGUCGUCGUCACGAACGCGUGCGAGUCGAAAUGGAACGAAGAAGAAAAAGGCACCACGCAACGUGUUUGCAAACCUGUGA